UCUAUGUCAUCAUCGAUCGAGAAAAACUAAAGGCCAGAAAUAAAAUCACUACGAAAUUCACGUUCGAGGAGGAUUUCAGUGAAAACCCUAGCAGCUGUUAAGAUUCUGGUGUUUUACACGUGAAACGUUUAUUCGUAGACAGUCCACUGCACCGGGAGCGGUUUGUUUGUUGUGAAAAAACAGUAAUAGAAGAGUUACAUGCGAAGCAUUUUAAUCGGGAUUCAAAUCGAAUUAAACAAUAUGUUUGAGUGGUUUACUAUCCAGUAGUUUUUAAAAUAGGCUAGAAUUUAAGCCAAAACUAUACAUUCUGAAAGAAAUUCAUCCCGAAAGAUGCUGUGCUACGAGGGCAAGUUGAGCCUGUACUGCUUCAUGAGUGCAGUUUUCAGCCUGGUGCUGCUUUGGAUCUUUUUCGAUUUGGGAGUGUUUCCCGGGCCAAUCGGAUUCUGGAGUCGAGCGGUGCUACUGACCGUGUACUAUGUACUGCUAAAUGUUAUCAUACGCCUAAAAUUUACGACCAAAGAUUAUCAAGUUGCAGUUCGUGCCACUUUCCUCGGUGCGGUAUUUACACUGGGAAUCAUCAUCUUCCAGAGUUGCGAUGAGCAGUACAAAUCGUUUGGUGUGUACACCACCCUGAUGGCACUUUUCCAUUAUUCCGAAUAUCUGGGAAUAGCAUUUUGUAAUCCGAAGACACUGUCGCCCGAUUCGUUCAUCCUGAACCACUCGAUUCACUAUGCACUAGCUGCCACGGCCAGUUGGUUGGAGUAUUUUGUCGAAGUUUAUUACUUUCCAGAGAUGAAGACCCAUAAAAUACUAUGGCUGAUUGGAUUGCUUCUCUGUUUAGGAGGUGAGGCCCUGCGGAAACUGGCCAUGAUUACGGCUAGUAAAAAUUUUAGUCACAUCGUUCAAUUUGAGCGACAUCAAGGUCAUGAACUCGUCACAACCGGAGUGUACAGUUUGAUGAGGCAUCCUUCCUAUGUGGGCUGGUUCUGGUGGUCCAUUGGAACGCAGGUUGUUCUGGAUAAUCCAGUAUGCUUCGUAAUGUACACCGUCGCCAGCUGGAAGUUCUUCCACGAUCGAAUCUUUAUGGAGGAGAUUACAUUGCUGAACUUUUUCGGUGAAGACUACUACAAGUAUCAGCAGCGGGUACCGACCGGAUUGCCCUUUAUCCGGGGCUUCAAGGUGGAACUGUGAUAUUUCGAGCGGGAUCAUCCUCAGGACGAACGUUACGAUGGCGAUGAAGACGAUUACGAUGAUGAUAGCGGAGAAGCAACUGACAACAGCCAGGGGACGGGACGGACGGAGAACUGUGAUGAUGCUUCCGAGCGUCGGUUGGAUGAGAAAGCGAGGAAGAGUUGGCUGUGCAGGGACAGCACAAUGAUCAAAUUGAGGGAUAGUGACGCUUGGGAAGGCGACGGUCUGAACAGGGAUGAUCGCGACAAUAUGACGGGCAGCUUCUACCAUGGGCGCAACCGGCCUUAUUCAGGGAGUUAUGAUAACGUGUACGAUGAGUCAACCAUAGUCUAAGAGUGCUAAAUGGCAAAUGCAACGUGCUUCGAAUGUCCAUAUGUACGUACAGAAUGUGCGAGGUUUAUGCGCUUUGUUCAUUUUUAUACUCAGUCAGUUUUGUUCCAUCCAUUUGUGUUGGACUUUUUCUUCUGUAUAAAAUGCACAGAUGUCUUCUAAUAUUUAAAAUUCAGUCAUUAUUAAGUAAUAAUAUACAAUUGAACAAUAAAGUAAAAGUUUAUAACUUUAGAAA
Messenger RNA from Topomyia yanbarensis, 1756 nucleotides. It is a transcript of the gene ste14, whose product is annotated as protein-S-isoprenylcysteine O-methyltransferase. The record is from RefSeq and is a predicted model, not a curated record. NCBI's taxonomy places the organism in Eukaryota, Metazoa, Arthropoda, Insecta, Diptera, Culicidae. Gene Ontology annotation, molecular function: protein C-terminal S-isoprenylcysteine carboxyl O-methyltransferase activity. Bases 331 to 1191 code for a protein of 286 amino acids. The transcript is spliced from 4 exons. Gene Ontology annotation, biological process: C-terminal protein methylation. Gene Ontology annotation, cellular component: membrane; endoplasmic reticulum.